Malaclemys terrapin pileata is the source of this 1237-nucleotide messenger RNA. It is a transcript of the gene HOXB13, whose product is annotated as homeobox B13. Gene Ontology annotation, biological process: regulation of transcription by RNA polymerase II. Gene Ontology annotation, molecular function: DNA-binding transcription factor activity, RNA polymerase II-specific; RNA polymerase II cis-regulatory region sequence-specific DNA binding. Bases 50 to 937 code for a protein of 295 amino acids. Lineage: Eukaryota; Metazoa; Chordata; Testudines; Emydidae. The transcript is spliced from 2 exons. The record is from RefSeq and is a predicted model, not a curated record.
UGCUGCUGAGUGUGAUCUGACCAAUGCACCGGCCUGCAAACCUCGCUGCAUGGACCCUGGGACUUUCGCGAGCGCCGGGGAGCUGGAUGAAAGCACCAAGAGCAUGGAGGAGCUCAUGGGGGCGGGCAGUUUUGCUGCAAGCCAGUGCAGGAAUCUGGUGGGUCACUCUGCCUUAGGAGGGCCCCCUCCUCCUGCCUUGAUGCAGGGCUCUACCUACUCCACCCUGGAUGUUCCCGGUGCAGGCCCCGGGGAGCCCUCCAAGCAAUGCAUUCCGUGCCCUGCUAUCCCCCAAAGUUCCUCCACCACCCCGCCUUUACCUUAUGGAUAUUUCGGCAGCGGUUAUUAUUCUUGCCGGGUUGCCAGGAGCGCCCUCAAACCUUGCCCCCAGUCCAGCUACUCUGCGGAUAAAUAUAUGGACACCCCAGCGGCGGCUGAUGACUACCAGACCCGACCGACAGAGUUGGCUUUCUACCCCGGCUACGCAGGCCCGUACCAGCCCAGGGCUAGCUACCUGGACGUUUCUGUAGUUCAGACCAUAGGUGGGCCGGGAGAGCCCAGGCAUGAAACACUUUUACCCGUGGACAGUUACCACCAGCCGUGGGCUUUAACCGGCGGUUGGAACAGCCAGAUGUGUUGCCCCAAAGAUCAAAGCCAGGCUGGGCACUUCUGGAAAUCUGCCUUUGCAGAUGUGGGCCAGCCGCCGCCGGACGCCUGUUCCUUCCGCCGGGGUCGCAAGAAGCGGAUUCCCUACACCAAGGGGCAGCUGAAGGAGCUGGAGAAGGAAUACGCCAGCAGCAAAUUCAUCACCAAGGACAAGAGGAGGAAGAUCGCCGCCGCCACCAGCCUCACGGAGAGACAGAUCACCAUUUGGUUUCAGAACAGGAGGGUGAAAGAGAAGAAAGUGGUGGCCAAAAUCAAAACCAGCAGUACCCCGUGAAGUAACAAGGACAACAACACUACCAUAACAACACAACCACCCCGGCUCCCCUUUUGGAUCUGUGUGGACCUGAGAUGUAAAGAAAAAACAAUGGGAGGGGGGGGAUCAUCACCUGGACAUUUGACUUAUCUGCACACACACACACCCCAGCUCCCUCCCAGUGAAUCCAGGCGAAAGACGCGCUUGUUGCUUGUUGCUGAUUCUUUAAUAAGUUAAACCCGUCUGUAAAUGCCGAUGAUUUAGGAAGCUGCGACGUGACCCCGUCUGGCUGUAACGGAGUGUGUGCGGUUUACCGGUUUG